This is a messenger RNA of Aspergillus thermomutatus, 615 nucleotides long. RefSeq lists its product as uncharacterized. The coding region runs from base 1 to 615 and encodes 204 amino acids. NCBI's taxonomy places the organism in Eukaryota, Fungi, Ascomycota, Eurotiomycetes, Eurotiales, Aspergillaceae. The transcript has a single exon. The record is from RefSeq and is a predicted model, not a curated record.
AUGUCCGGGUCACAUCGCCCCAAUAUCCUGUCUGGGGAAAUGGAAGUACUCCCGACUACCGCAACCUUUUUCCGCCGGGUUUCUCGCGUCAACACUCGUAUACCUCCUAUCGCCAGGAAAGCCGCCGUUCCUUGCAAGGUAGCAAAUCUGUCCCAUGGCAAAUUGCAACAAGAAACUGCGUCUCCGUCGCCCGAUCUGCGCCGUUGCGUCGGCCACAACGCUGUCUUUCGCAAAUCAAUGGAAGCAGCCCAAGCAGAACGCAGACGCCACAUGCACUAUCUGAGUUACUACGACGACGACGGACCCAACUACGGAGCCAACGACAGGACCGAGAUUGACAUUUCUGCCAUCCGGGAACAAGUCACCAAGACAGUCAAGGCGAUGAUUCGCCGUCGCUCCAUCACAAGCACAUCUCAAGCCCUUGAAUCAGAAAAGUCCAAUGCAUUGGUGCGUGUAUCAGCACGGGAGUCUCUCGAGAACGAUACCCUCCAACACGCAACGGAGAAGAAGAACAAAUUCGCUGCCAAGAGUCGAAAAUAUGCGUCCAUGCUUGUGCCUGGGCGAAGGACGUUGGCACAUUCAUCUCCCAUGUUGCAUGCGAAUGCCGUCUUUUGA